AUGGUUCCAAUUGUACUGACAAUAAUAAUUCGUAUCUACGUCAUGUUCAUCGAAGGCAGGACAAGUUGCAACGAGACAUUCAACCCCAUUCAUGACUACGCGCUAUAG
Messenger RNA from Aspergillus niger, 108 nucleotides. RefSeq lists its product as hypothetical. Bases 1 to 108 code for a protein of 35 amino acids. NCBI's taxonomy places the organism in Eukaryota, Fungi, Ascomycota, Eurotiomycetes, Eurotiales, Aspergillaceae. The record is from RefSeq and is a predicted model, not a curated record. The transcript has 2 exons.